AACAAAUGCUUGAGCCCAUUAAAACAAAACAAAAAAUCUUUCUUCUUUUCAUCCCUGAAAGCAGAUGGCUUUUUCCGAACGAUAAUGAAAAGCAUAGUAUUCCAAUUCCCAAAAAAGAUUAAAAAAAGGAAAAGAGCUCCUUGUUUCAAAAAUGGCAGGAGCUUCUGCAACUCUAGCCUCCUUUACCAGUCUCACACCAUAUCCCUCCACCAAGCUCCUCCACUGCUCUUCAACGGCACCCUUUCCACCCGCAACACUUGGUUCCCGAUUCCACUACCGCUCUUGUUCCAAUCUCAGAGUCAGUCAUUGCCAUGGCAAGUUGAAUAAUUCAACUGAAGGAGAACCAGAUGAAAUGGACGAAGCCCUAUUCGGUGGCUAUGACGGAAUUGAGGAUGACUCCGACGAAGAGGACGCCGAGAACAGUGUCGAUUUGCUGAUUAGAUUCUUACGGAGCAUGUUUAGGAAGGUCUCUAAGCGAGCCAAGAAGGCUUCGCGAUCCAUUUUACCCUCCGUAAUAUCGCCUCAGCUUGUUUCUUUUGCAGUUGACGGUACACUGCUACUUGCUUCACUUUCUAUUGUUAGAGCGUUUCUUGAGGUGAUAUGCACACUUGGAGGUACAGUAUUUGCUGGGAUUUUGCUACUGCGAGUGAUCUGGGCAGCAGUUGCUUACUUUCAGUCAAGUGGAAAUAGCUUUAACCAGGGUGGCAGCUCCUUUGGCGCCGCAGCUUAGAGCUCUCUUUACCACUCCGUAAGCUAAAAACCUCGCAUUCUUUCCUUCUGUGCUACUUGGUUACAGGCUAGAGGCCAUCAUAUCAUGUACUAUAUAUUGUAUAUCAAAUCUUUUGGGCCAACCAUUAAGAGUCUGUGGAUGUCAUUCGCAUUUUUCAUGUGAACAGUGUAUAUUAGACUUGACAAUUUAAAUUAUUUUUU
Neltuma alba is the source of this 930-nucleotide messenger RNA. RefSeq names its product protein SHORT HYPOCOTYL IN WHITE LIGHT 1. NCBI's taxonomy places the organism in Eukaryota, Viridiplantae, Streptophyta, Magnoliopsida, Fabales, Fabaceae. Gene Ontology annotation, biological process: negative regulation of photomorphogenesis; regulation of abscisic acid-activated signaling pathway. The record is from RefSeq and is a predicted model, not a curated record. The transcript has 4 exons. The coding region runs from base 152 to 730 and encodes 192 amino acids.